Molecule: messenger RNA, 5278 nt
Organism: Oncorhynchus mykiss (rainbow trout)
Lineage: Eukaryota; Metazoa; Chordata; Actinopteri; Salmoniformes; Salmonidae
Source: RefSeq, a predicted model, not a curated record
CAAUUCCAAAGAAGAUAAGAAUAUUAUAGAAUAAGUUUCAGUGGAACCCUGCUAAACUGCAAAAAAUAUAUAUUCAAGCCGCUUCACGGAUUAGUUUACAUAAAAAUCACUUCCAAACCAAAUGGUAUAAAGAUAUAAGAUGAUCUUACUCGGAAGUACUUAGUGAAUUGCUCAAUAUGCGCAUCGAGCGCAGCCUUGACUCUCUUUAGAACGCAGCAGGUAAUCUCGCGAUAACAGCACAGAUCUUGUUCUCGGAAAGGAGGGAGUUCGAAGUUAUGCUAGCUAGCUGUUGUUACUAUCUAUAACUACCCAACUAGUCAACUUUUUAAACGUCAAGUUCCAAGAAGCUACAGCAACCUUGUAAACAGUUGACCAUGGACAUCGUAGCUCCUGUAAAUGUUGGUCUCUCUCUUAUAGAAGCUACAGCAACCUUGUAAACAGUUGACCACCAUGGACAUUGAGGAUGACACAACGGUGUUCUCCACUCUGAAGUCCUUUAAGAGUUUCAUCUCUCUUCCGGACACGUCUCGGAACCAGAGAGAACCCGCCCCGGUGCAGAGCCACGUCCUACAGAACCAGUACCUGCAGAGAUUACAGUUGCUGGAGGCAGCAGAGAAGGUUCAGUCUAAGACCCAGCUGAUCCAGAUGGACCAGGAGAAGAGACAGAUGGAGAUCAGUCACAAGAGAGCACGCAUCGAACUGGAGAAGAACGCAACGCUGAGCGCUAGGGACUUUGAGCGUGAGGUGGACCGUAACCAGGACCUGCUGGGACGAAUCAGACGCCUGGAAGAGAGGGAGGCGGAGUCUAGCCAGAGCCUAUCGGAAAAGGCAGAGGCAAACCGUGCUCUACAUCGGACCCUAGAGUCUCUCAACAGAAGGGUGGAGGAGAGGGACGGAUGGCUCAACACCUCUAACCAGACUGUGAGCGGUUUAAAGGAUGAGAUCCGGGACCUGAAGCAGCAGGUCCAGACGCGGGACAACACCAUCUCUAACCAGACACUGGAGAACCAGGGACUACAGGAACAAGUGGAGCUACAACACAGGAAGUACCAGGAAGUGUCUCAGCGGUGCCAGGCCCUCCAGUUAGCAUCAUCCACCUGCUCCGACCAUGAACUCAAGAUUAAGGAGUUGGAGAGGAAGUUGGCUCUGCAGGAACAGGAUGUUGUCAUAGUGAAGAACAUGAGGUCAGAGGUCGCUAGGGUCCCAGAUAUGGACAAGGAGCUCCGACAGCUAAGAGAGGAGAAUGUUUACCUCAGGGAGACGAGGGAGAACGUGAUCCUGCUGAAGGAGGAAACGGAGGGUUUGAGACGUAAGGUAGAACGGAUGGAGAAGAUGAAAGAGGAGAUGGUGAACGUGGAGCUGGAGAAGGAGAAACUGUCUCAGAAACUGCAGGCCUGGGAGAACCUGGGACAGUCUACUGGACUCAACAUACGGACACCAGAGGAUCUGUCCAGAGAGGUGAUUCAGAUCCAACAACGAGAGAUCGCUGUCAAACAACACAACUACACUCUCACCAGCAGCUGUAGGUCAGUGGAGCGGUCUAAGGCUGACCUCCAGGGGGAGCUGUUGUCGCUACGUUCUAAAUCUCUGGAAGAACAGAAGAAGAGAGAGACCCAGGAAUCCCUGGUCAGACGACUACAGAAGAGAGUGCUGCUGCUCACCAAGGAGAGGGAUGGGAUGCGCGCUAUCCUGGAGUCCUAUGACAGUGAGCUGUCUUCUAGUGACUACACUCCUCAACUCAGCCGCAGACUCAGAGAGGCAGAAGAUGUACUGACCAAGACUCAGAACCACAAUACAGAGAUGGAGGUUCUGUUGACUAAAGCCCAAGAGGAGGCUGGGGCCCUCAAACUACAAGUACAGACUAUGGAGUUGGAGCUGGAGGUUAUGAAGAAGCAGCAAGACUCCGUCGCCGAGGGCAACCCCUUAGCAACGAACGAGGAAGUCAACACACUCCGGCUGAAGAUUGAGGAGUUGGAGGGAGAGCGACAACGUCUGGAAGAACAGAACAAUGUUCUAGAGCUGAGGCUGGAGAGACACAACUUACAGGGAGACUACAAUCCGGUCAAAACCAAAGUCCUGCACUUCAGUCUGAACCCUACGAGCAUGGCCAAACAGCAGCGUGUGGAGGAAGUGGAGGCGCUGAGGGCAGAAGUGGAGUGUUUGAGGGAACGCCUCCGCUCACUGCAGACAGGGGGCGCUAUCCCUCUUGCUGCUGCUGCAGGAGAGACCAGCCUCAGUCUGCCUCCCUCACAGGAGGUCCUGGAUCUGCGUAAACAGAUGGAAACAGCUGAACUGAAGAACCAGCGGUUGAAGGAGGUGUUCCAGAGGAAGAUUCAGGAGUUCAGGACGGUGUGUUAUGUUCUGACAGGCUAUCAGAUAGACAUCACUACUGAGAACCAGUACAGGCUGACCUCUGUCUACGCUGAACACAUGGACGACUCUCUACUGUUUAAGUCCAGUGGAGGUGCUGUGGGCAGUGGAGGCAGUAUGCAGCUGAUGGAGACAGACUUCAGUCGGACCCUGAGAGAGAUGGUGGACCUCCACCUGCACCACCAGAAGAGCAUCCCAGCCUUCCUCUCUGCUGUGACACUCGACCUCUUCAGCCGACAGACCACGGUCUGAUUUGACCCUCGACCUCUUCAGUCGACAGACCACGGUCCGACUUGACCCUUGACCUCUUCAGCCGACAGACCACGGUCCGACUUGACCCUCGACCUCUUCAGCCGACAGACCACGGUGCAACUUGACCCUCGACCUCUUCAGCCGACAGACCACGGUGCGACUUGACCCUCGACCCCUUCAGCCGACAGACCACAGUCUGACUUGACCCUCGACCUCUUCAGCCGACAGACCACAGUCUGACUUGACCCUCGACCUCUUCAGCCGACAGACCACGGUCCGACUUGACCCUCGACCCCUUCAGCCGACAGACCACCGUCUGACUUGACCCCACCCCCGGGGUUGAGGGUGUCCUGUGAUGUUAUAUGACCCGUGACCUCAUUGUUUGAAAUGUGAUGUCAUUGCCUUGACCUCUUCACAUAAUGGUUAAGGUUAGGAUUGGGGGUUAGCUGAUCCUAGAUCUGUCAUUGUUUUCCCAACCUGUGAUGUCGUCAUGUGACCCCCCCCCCCCCGAGGUGACCUACUACCUCACCUAUCUGACCUGUGACGUCAUGGUCUGAUUGACAGCUGUGCGACGGACUCUGAGGAUAAUAAUCUAAAGUUAAAUAAACGGAGUCUGUCUAGACUCUCCACAGGAAGUUACACCUUUACAACAGAAUAUCAUUAUAGAUGUUUCUCCACAGGAAGUUACACCUUUACAACAGAAUAUCAUUAUAGAUGUUUCUACACAGGAAGUUACACUUUUACAACAGAAUAUCAUUAUAGAUGUUUCUCCACAGGAAGUUGGAUGUGUGUGAUGGAGGUGUUUAGGAUGACGUUAUUACCUUUACAACAGAAUAUCAUUACUGCUAGAUGUGAUGGAGGUGUUUAGGAUGACGGGGAGAAGAGGAAACAAGGGACUUUUGUUGACAUCACACUUCAUUACGUUAAUUCUCUUAGUCUGUCACAAAUGCCACCCUAUUCCCUACAUAGUGCACUUAAAGAGCCUGAAAGUAGUGCACUACAAGAGCCUGAAGGUAGAGCACUAUAUAGGGAUUAGGGUGACAGCCUGUGUCUUUAUAUAGUGUUGAUCUCUGUAACCUUCAGUCAGAUGUUCUGUUAGUGUUUCUCUACUUCCUGUGUUGAUCUCUGUAACCUUCAGUCAGAUGUUCUCUUGUUGUUUCUCUACUUCCUGUGUUGAUCUCUGUAACCUUCAGUCAGAUGUUCUCUCGUUGUUUCACUACUUCCUGUGUUGAUCUCUGAAACCUUCAGUCAGAUGUUCUCUUGUUGUUUCUCUACUUCCUGUGUUGAUCUCUGUAACCUUCAGUCAGAUGUUCUCUCGUUGUUUCACUACUUCCUGUGUUGAUCUCUGAAACCUUCAGUCAGAUGUUCUCUUGUUGUUUCACUACUUCCUGUGUUGAUCUCUGUAACCUUCAGUCAGAUGUUCUCUUGUUGUUUCUCUACUUCCUGUGUUGAUCUCUGUAACCUUCAGUCAGAUGUUCUCUCGUUGUUUCACUACUUCCUGUGUUGAUCUCUGAAACCUUCAGUCAGAUGUUCUCUUGUUGUUUCACUACUUCCUGUGUUGAUCUCUGUAACCUUCAGUCAGAUGUUCUCUUGUUGUUUCUCUACUUCCUGUGUUGAUCUCUGAAACCUUCAGUCAGAUGUUCUGUUAGUGUUUCUCUACUUCCUGUGUUGAUCUCUGUAACCUUCAGUCAGAUGUUCUCUCGUUGUUUCACUACUUCCUGUGUUGAUCUCUGAAACCUUCAGUCAGAUGUUCUCUUGUUGUUUCUCUACUUCCUGUGUUGAUCUCUGAAACCUUCAGUCAGAUGUUCUGUUAUUGUUUCUCUACUUCCUGUGUUGAUCUCUGUAACCUUCAGUCAGAUGUUCUCUUGUUGUUUCUCUACUUCCUGUGUUGAUCUCUGUAACCUUCAGUCAGAUGUUCUGUUAUUGUUUCUCUACUUCCUGUGUUGAUCUCUGAAACCUUCAGUCAGAUGUUCUGUUAUUGUUUCUCUACUUCCUGUUUUGAUCUUUGCUCGAAAGUUGUUUUCAACAGAAGGUUCAUAUGGCCUCAUGUUGGACACACAACCCGUAUGUCAUUUUAAACGGACACACAACUAUCAUCUUGUUAUUUUCUUGUAAAUGGAAAGUGGAGAAAAAGGUCGAACCUGAAUGAAUUGAUUUGCAAUUAGAACCAACAGCUCUAUCGCUUCUUACCUCUGAGUUUGUUUUGUUUUCUGAAUCCCAUUUCUGAGUCAAUCUACACUGAACAAAAAAAUAGAAACGCAACAUUGUAACAUAUUUAGCAAACAUUUCUCUACCAUGAGCCGCCUCCGAUGUCGUUUUUAGAGAAUUUGGCAGUACGUCCAACCGGCCUCACAACCACAGACCACGUGUUACCAUGCCAGCCAAGGACCUCCACGUCCGGCUUCUUCACCUGCAGGAUCGUCUGAGACCAGCCACCCGAACAGCUGAUGAAACUGAGGAGUAUUUCAGUGGCUGUGCCCAGUCAUGUGAUAUAGAUUAGGGCCUAAUUAAUGUAUUUAAAUUGACUGAUUUCCUUCUAUGAACUGUACCUCGGUAAAACUGUUGCGUUUAUCUUUCUGUUCAGUAUAAUUAUGACGUACGUGUGGAAUGUUAUUUCAGACAUGAAUUGAGUUAAUAAAGAACGAAUCCAACGAGA